GUCGGUGCGAAAGGAUCGCAUCAGUUAGUGGUACCGAAUACGGUAUUUGGGCAAGCGCUAGCACUCAGCAGCGCGUUCAAAGGCAAGGAACUAGAUGGAAUUUUUGGCCUCACGUUCAUGUCGACCGGCGUUGGCAACGUUGUGCCACCGUUGCAUAACGCCUGGAAUCAAGGUCUGCUCGAUCAACCGGUUUUUACCGUAUGGCUUGAUCGCACGGUUAGGGCGACUUACUUAGUCAUCAAUUCUGUAAACGCUUCGAUGCAUAGAUGA
Molecule: messenger RNA, 270 nt
Organism: Anisakis simplex (herring worm)
Lineage: Eukaryota; Metazoa; Nematoda; Chromadorea; Rhabditida; Anisakidae
Source: the annotation of a GenBank genome assembly